Molecule: messenger RNA, 5991 nt
Organism: Galleria mellonella (greater wax moth)
Lineage: Eukaryota; Metazoa; Arthropoda; Insecta; Lepidoptera; Pyralidae
Product: RNA-binding protein 5-A
Exons: 3
Coding region: 213-2402 (729 amino acids)
Biological process (GO): mRNA splicing, via spliceosome
Cellular component (GO): nucleus
Molecular function (GO): RNA binding
Source: RefSeq, a predicted model, not a curated record
AACACUGAUGCUAAAUAAAAAAAAAAAAGUUAUAAAAUGGCGUCUCGUGUUCUUUUUUGCGAUAAUUAGAUUCAACGUAAUAGUUAAUAUUUAUUAGGGUUUUCAGACAAAUUUGAGAUAAUUAAUGGUUAUAACAAGUGUAUAUUAGUGUUUCAAUAAUUGUAUUUCGAAGAAUUAGUUGUGAUUCGAACCAGCAGAGAGAUCAGACAGGUAUGUCGUGGCGCCGCGACGAGCGGGCGUCGCGCUGGAGCGAGCACGACACGCGCUGGGGCGAGCCCCGCGGCCGCGCGCCCGUGUGGGAGCCGCGCCGCAGCACCAGCCCUGACCACCGCGAGCCGCGCGAACGCCGCGACCGCCACGAGCGCGAACGCCACGACCGCGAGCGCCACGACCGCGAGCGCUACGACCGCGACCGCGACGACCGCUACCGCAGCCGCGAGCGCGACCGCCACGACAGGCGCGACCGCGACCGCCGCCGCUCCCCGCGACGUUUCGACGACAAGGACAGGGACGUCCCCCCGGCGCCCUCCCCACCCACCAUAAGCGGAGACAAGGACGUCGACUCGCAGUCGAGCAGCCGGUCGCACAGCCGCGAGCGGGUGGACCACGAGAGUCACGAUAUGAAAGAGAAAGACGACCAGAACUCUGUGAACGCAUCCCCGGGUGAUUGGUUCUGUAAGUGCGGUUUGUACAAUUUCAAACGGCGACAGAUUUGUUAUAGACGCAACUGUCAAGGUAAACGAUCUGAUGGGAUCGUAUUCGGUGGAGACUCUGAGAGAAGUAAUGUCACCGACGGUGCAGGGAUUACUAAACGGCUGUUGUUCAGGAGACUAGACGCACUGACGACUGAGGAAAAGAUAUUAGAUGCGAUCAAGGAGAGGUGUUCAAAGUCUGUGCUGGAUUCUAUAGCGGGCAUUACCAUUGGUAGGGAAACAUUGACAGGUGCAUCCAAAUGUCUCGCUUACAUUAAUUUCAAUUCCAUUGCUGAUUCUACUGCGGCCCACAAUGAGUUGCUAGCUCUGCAGCCACCAUUAGAGAUUGACGGACGAGAGGUACUGAUUACAUUUUACAAUGAACCAAAAAAGCUGCAAAAAGUUCAGAAUUCAGAUUAUUCUUCGUAUUAUGCACAAAUGACUAAUUAUGGUUCAACAGCACAUGCUUUGUCUGAAGCAGACAGAGUGAAUGCUGCUGCUGCAGUAGCUCAGUCAGCUAUAUCGGCAGCACAAGCCCGGCAGAUGGCGUGGACGCCUGUGGCAGUGCCUACUUUUGUAGCUUCCGCUACACAAGCUGUCCCUUCUGUGAAGGUACCUACUGGAGAUGGCAAAACUGUCUACAGUCCUCCAGAUGUGAGGACCUUCUUAUAUGAUGAGAGUUCUGGAUACUAUUAUGAUCCGGCCACAGGCUUGUACUAUGAUGGGAACACACAGUAUUUCUUCAACAGCCAGAUAUCCCAGUAUAUGUAUUGGGAUGCAGGAACAUCAACAUACAUUGCGGCAAGCCAGACACAGCAAAAUACAGACCAACCAAAAUUACCGAAUCCUCCUCAAGCCACAUCGGAAAAUACUAUAGCAAAGGAACAGCCCGAGGAAAAGAAAAAGAAAGAUAAAGAGGACAAGGUAAAAGUGGCGAAAAAGAUUGCUAAAGAUAUGGAAAGGUGGGCUCGAACAUUGAACCAGAAAAAGGAGAAUGCUCGCAGUAAUGUUGUGAUGGAACAGCCCCUCGAUACUGGAGCCAGCAAGGGCUCUGCAGACAUAGGUUUUUCAGUGUUAGGAGCUGGGCCGUCUAUAACCACUCAUGUCAGGGAGCUGUCACCUCCACCAGUGUCUACAGAUGACUUCUUAAUGAAGAAAGUGUCUGAACCUGUAUUUGAAAGUGACGAUGGCAUCAUUGACUGGUCUAAGCUGACCUGUCUGCUCUGCAAACGUCGAUUCCCUUCAGUUGAAGUGUUGACUAAACACAAAACACUGUCAGACUUACACAAGCAGAACUUAGCAGAGUAUCAGAAGAAAAAUGACUUGUUGCCACAGACAAAUGGCUACAGAGAUAGGGCUGCAGAGAGAAGGAUGAAGUUUGGCGAGGAUGAGACCCCGAUCAGGAGACGUUAUGAGCCUCCCGAAUUAGCAGUGCACGCCGCCAUGCCCCCUCAACCUCCUCCGUCAGUCGUAGAUACUAUUGGAGGAAAGAUGUUACAGAAGAUGGGUUGGUCGGAAGGCAGAGGGUUAGGGAAAGAGGAACAGGGGAGAAUAGCGCCUAUAGAAGCAGAACAGAGGCCUAGCUUGGCGGGUCUUGGUCAGAAGCGAGGAAUAUACACACCAACACCUGGGGAGACGUACAGAGAUACCGUGAAAAAGCUGAUGAUUGCUCGCUAUAAAGAAGUUGUCGGCCAAGAGGAAGGGAAAUAGAUUGGGCGGCGCCAACCUAAGGCUCAGCAUAGGAUAUACCUGAUUAUAUUUGGUAAGUAUAAUUAAUAGCACUGUAUAUUUGUAUACCAAUUAUAAUAUUCCACAGGUGCGUUACAGGUAUGUCUGGUUGACAAUUGUCAAAGGCUUCCUUUUGGUUUGUCGUCCGAUAACUUGAUAUAUUUUCCUAUUUAUGUAUUUUUGCAGCAUUUCCCUUCGUUUAUCCAGUGGCAGACUGACCAGGCUAAAUUAUAUUCUAUAUUAAAAAAAAAAAAUAUAUUAAAUAUUCUCAGACUUGUAAUCGUAGAGGAGGUAGUCACAGUCUAUUGUAGAAUUAACUUUUGAAAAAAAAAAUUAAAAUACUUUGGCAAAUAUUUAAAUUAAAAAACAAAAUGUUUUUAUUUCUAUUUCUUAGAUUUAUUGAGGUGUGUCUUAACGUAGGAAAGUGAGGAAACCAUGAGUGGGUGGUGUAUGGUAUUCUAUUUUACCCAUGGUGCUAUUUAUGUCUAUUAUGAGGUGACAUUUACAAGUUUAAUGUAUGGGCCGUUAACUGUUUGAGUUGUUCGCACUUUGCUCCAUUAUUAAUUCACACUUAAUAUUCCAAAUUAUCGUUUACAAAAAAAAUUAUAGGUCUUUUAUGGGAAUAGGCAUUUAAUCUCAUAAUAAAAUACCGAAGGAUAUUUUGGAUCUGCCUCUUAAUAAGUUUAAAACUGUUAUUAAAAAACAUUUAUUAAACAAAGCCUAUUAUUAAACGAUUACUUGAAUGUCAAGCGUGCAUGGUGUUAGUGGAUCAUGCGCGGGUUUCUAACGACCAUGUAAUUUUAGACAUAGUACAUUUAAAUAAAUACAUAUAAUGUUAACAGAGAUUUGAAAGAGUAACUGUUGAGUUUCUUGCGGGCUCUUCUCAACAGAUGACAACUUUCCGAACACUGCAUUCAUAAAAAAAAUACGAUUUAAAAGUAAAAAUAUUUGAAUAAAAAUGAUUUAAAUUUGAAUCUAAAGUCUUCAAACAAAUCCCUCUAUGGAUAGGACAGAGAGUAGUAUUUUUUUAGAUAAAUCAGCUAUAAAAUUUUAAAAUAGGCGUAAUAUCAUGUCUUUUGAUGCAACCUUUUCGUUUAUGGGUAAUUAAAAAUAUAAUUUAUUUAUUUAUAAUAUAUUUAUUAAUUCGUUAUUAAUUUCUCGAUUGUUUGUUCUCAAAGACCGUUUCUCAGCUCUUCUUUGGCAUGUCAAAAACUUGCGUAUAAUGAAAGCGGUGUAGAAACACUUUAAAAGGGGAUAUCGUCAAGGGGUGCUGCCUAUUGUUGUUUGAAGAGUUAGUUGUAGUAAAUUGUCAGGUCUACAAUGUAUAGGUAAUAUGUAGCCUUUAUUAGAAAACACAGGGAUAAUACAAAGUCAGGCGUGGGUAAUUCAAUCUCCAUCUUAAAGCAAGCAGUUUGCUUCCUUUUUUUUUUCAAUUUGAAGCAUGAGAUAAUGACAGUAAAAUUACAGGGUAUUGUGAUUCAGAAUUUUCAUGUGACAAGGGUCAGGUCUAUGGUGCUGCAAGCAUCCUCGAGCUGUCACUUACCAUCAGGCGAGCUGUAUGCUUGAUUGCUAAACUCAUAUUAAAAUUACCUUUAAACAUUUCAAACAAUUUGUCUUUUUAUAAAUUUUGAUAAUGUAAGGGUGAGGUCUGCCACUGAAUAUAAGACCCUAAUAGCUUAGGGACAGGAUACAUUUAGCCCCAACAGCCAGAAGUUCCGGCCGAUCGAAUGGACAUAGACUCUAAUCGGACACAAAUCAAGCUGUGAUAAAACUGUGAUACUUAGUGAUUGUGAUGAAGAAACGGUGAUAUAGUGAUGAUGAUGUGAUGCUUUACUGAUGAAUGUGACCAUUUACGUUACAGAGUCCCGCCAGCGUCCGGAACCCGUGACAAAUGUUACGAUUCAAAGUUACAGCUUUAGUAUAUAGGGCAUUGUUGCACUGUCAAAUAUAUUGGAUCAUAUCGGAUCAAUUUAAUAAGUAACUAACACAUUUACAAAUAAUUUCAGUUUAGGAAUAAACGAGAGAGCUAAACAAUUCCCAUUUCUAGGUGUAUGUAUUUUAAAACGUGCAUAUGAUCCAAUAUUUGAUAGUGUAAUAUUCCAUUAUAUUAUAUAAGGGUUAGGUAAGUUUAGUACACGCAAGUCUAUUUCGAUGUCCACUUUAGUGAUUCGAAUGGAUACUCCAUGAGUUAUAGCAUGCUGAGGGUGACAGGUCGUUGAAACAAAAGAAAAAUGUCAAUAGAUCCUACAAAAUGUAGGUAACUUUUUUUUUUAUCUUGUUACGUUUCUUGCCAGUUCGCGAAAAUGUCGUGGCAUAAUUAAAAAAUUGUUAUUUUGACUUCCAUACAGUUCGAUAAACGUUCGCUUCUUUUACAAUAAACUGUUAAAAUGUCACCUGUCACCCGUAAAGUCCUACAACGCACGGAGUAGAAUUAUUUAAAAAAAAAAAAAGUACUUUAUCAUAAACAUUGAGUCAUGCUCAUUUGUUUUUUUAUCCUACUUAUAAAAAGGUGGAUUCUCAAUUUGAAUACUUGUAUAUGAAUUUACAAUAUAAACAUAUUUAUUUCUAAAAAACUUUUUAAUUACUUCUGAAUAAUUGUUUGAUUUCUAAAUGUUAUUAUAAUUGUAUUAUGAAAUGCAAAAUUCAUAUUAAAAGCAAGAGCCUAAAUAAGAUUUUCUAAGUUUUUAAAUAUUAAAAAAAAAUCACAUUUUGUGUUAAGUUUGUUAAUAAUAACUUAACACAAAAUGUGGCUUGUUUUUUAAAUAAUUGGUUACAUAGAAUUUUUAUCAGAAUGUAAUCAGUGAUUUAGUUUAUAAAUAUAAACAAGUUUUGUCACAAGAAGUCGGUUUCUAAUUUGUGAAACAUAAUUAUCUUAUGAGAGAGCUCGUAUUAGUUUAUGCCCUGUAUUUUCUUGUCAUUGUACAUAAUAUAUUAUCAUAAUAAUAUGGCAGUGUGAUAUAUCCUUCUGAUAUUAACCCUUCUUUGCAUAUUUUUUUUUUUAUUGGUAUUAUAAUUCAUUUCAAAAUAAAAGGAAAAAUGGUUAAAGAAAUAAAUUUGACAGCUAUGUUUUUUUUUUCCUGCAAUGGACAUUAAAAAGGUAUCCAGACACGAUCAAAUUAAAGUGAACUUGUUCUUUUAUAUAAUUUUUGGGCAUUCAAUGUUACGAUGGAAAUUUCCACCAUUAUGCAAAGAAUGGUUAAAUGCACACUACCUAAUAUUGCUCCAUGAAUGCAUGUGAUUAAUUUUUAAUUUGUGAUUGCAAGCCGAUUUAGUAAGUCGGUAUGAACAAAAGUGUUUUUUUUUUUUUUCAUUUACAAUAAAUAUUUAUAAAUUUUACAACGAUAUUGUAUAAGUUUUCAUUUUAUUAUAUGUUAAUCGUGCCCACACAGUUUGUAGUCAAUUUGAAGUACAUUAAAACGUGUAAAUAAAUAUUUACUUAUAUUAGUUUAAAAAAAAAAAAGGAAAUUAUUCUGUAACGAAAAAAAAUAGCAUCAAAUUCAUUCCACCUGCAUUCACUUUACUUUAAAUUACAAUUCUUUAUUAUUAUUUUAACUUGUAUGCUCAAUUGUAU